Cylas formicarius (sweet potato weevil) is the source of this 1592-nucleotide messenger RNA. RefSeq lists its product as uncharacterized. The coding region runs from base 1032 to 1547 and encodes 171 amino acids. The record is from RefSeq and is a predicted model, not a curated record. The transcript has 2 exons. NCBI's taxonomy places the organism in Eukaryota, Metazoa, Arthropoda, Insecta, Coleoptera, Brentidae.
UAUUCAUCGUUAUUUUGAAUAUUAAGAACAGCUUUUUUAUUAAUAAUAAAUUUUGGCAUCGAUACAUAAGUUGAAAGACCGAUAUUUAUCGGUGUAUAAUUAUUAAUGUUAACUUUUAAUUGUAGAAUCCGGUGAAGAGCCCAACCAGAAUCCCUCUCUUGAAAAUCCUCUAAUUUUGUUAAUAUAUUAUUUUUAAUAUAAUUACUAUAAAAUUCUUUCAAAUCGGUAUUAUGAUCGAUGACGCGAUUUUUGGUGGAAAAAUGUUUUACAUCGGUUUCGCCUGUUUGUGGUUUUACAAAAUCUGCAAGAAAUAUUACGUUAACUUUAAUUAGGGACUCCCGAAGGGCUUUUUUUAUUUGACAAGAGAAUGAUCUAAACGCCUUGCUAAAAAAUAUUAUAGGAUCUUUAAUAUCUAAAUUAACUAUUGCUCCCGUUUUAAUACGAUUUUUAAAGCAAGACUCGUUAUCAACCCAAAUUAAUUUUGCAUUAUUUUUUUUAACUGUUUUAUGAUGUUUGAAUUGUUCUUUAAAAUUUUUUAAAAGACUUAAAUUUGAUUCUAUUUUUGCCACCGCUUUUCUGUCUGUCGACGAUGACGAUACACUUUUUAAAUAUUUUUUCAAAAUUAAAUUGUUUCUGUUCAGAAAUUUUAUCCACUUGCAAUAUUCAUGUUUUGUUUUAAUUAACUCACCAACUUCUUUAAUUUUCAGCAGCGUUUUUUCACUCAACUCACUGAUUUCAGACAUUUUUACUUAUACGCAGCAGACUUUUUUGUCUAUUCUAAUAGACGCGUAUGUGAUAAAUAAUAUCACUUUGUAGAAUUUUACCGCUUUUAUCGGAUAGCGGGGUUAGGGUCAAAACUAUUAUGUUUUGCGCAAUUGAUAAAUAUAACGUAAUCGCUUUUAAUAUUAUGAAUGCACUGUGUUAUUAUCGUGCUGACGAAGUGGAAAUUUUAGGAUAGAUAAUAAUUAAAAAAAAUAAAUGCAUAUAAAUAUAUCGAACUCUACGACAAGGAAUCAUUGUACACAACGACUAUGGACACUCCGUCAACAUUAAUUUUUGAGUCAACGGAUCCCGCCAGACUUUCCAACAAGAUGCUGGCGGUAUUUUUAAAAAAUUUAUUCAGGUAUGGGAGGAAAGAAGUGAAGAUUGUGAACAAGAGAGUUCACUUGUAUUUGAAAUAUUCACCGAAGAAUGAAACGGUUCAGGGAAAAUUAAAAAAUCUUCCCGUCCGAUACCUGAGAGUGGCGGCCGAUGACGAGGAAGAAUUACAAUUGUUAUUGAAGGGGAUGCGUGAAUUCUCGGACGUCAAUUUUUAUGCGGCUGCCAUAGAGGAGGACGAACCGGUACCGGCUAAAAAAUUCAAGCCGGCUUCGGAAGAAGAGAAAAUAAAAAUUCUGGAAAACAGAAUUUUAAAAUCAGCCACCACUACGACGAUGACGACGACUACCACCACUCCCAGUACCAGCAAAGUUGAAGAUUUUUGCUUCGUUUUAGACGACGACGCGGAAGAGUUUGAAAGUCAAAAAUUUAGUGUAGUUAGUAAAUAAAAAUAUUAAAAAAUAUUCGAGUUAUAACUUGUUUAAUUUUUUCCA